Molecule: messenger RNA, 4814 nt
Organism: Patella vulgata (common limpet)
Lineage: Eukaryota; Metazoa; Mollusca; Gastropoda; Patellidae
Exons: 10
Coding region: 195-4166 (1323 amino acids)
Biological process (GO): transmembrane transport; potassium ion transport
Cellular component (GO): membrane
Molecular function (GO): voltage-gated potassium channel activity
Source: RefSeq, a predicted model, not a curated record
CAUAAAGACGGUUGAUGGCCAUACAAGAUCGGCAACACAGACACAUCGCUUUCUUCACGAUCGAUGGCGGCAGGCGAGUUGGGUAAAUCCACUUUAUUCUACAAAUCAUCGCUGCUUUUCUUUAACGUUGAUUGAUUUUUCUUUUUACUUUUCAGAAGGGAAGACGGUGAAACUAAACGACACAGAAACCAGUCAUGUCUAGUUAUAAUACACCGCCGAAAAAGGAGCACCAUCUACCUGCCCGAAUACCACUGGUUCAAGAAGAUUCAGAUUCCUCUGUGGGUGACGAAUCGGAUGACUCGCCCAAGUUGUUCACACCCAUGUCUUCCCCGCUGUUCCGCCGGACUGGAAGUGUUACCGACGUAUCUCUGGAUGUUUUAACGGAGGAUACCAACAUUAGAAAGAAUUCGGUGUCCAACAUUAGUGCCUGCUCUACGGCCGAGAAAAAUUAUUCAUCUCUGGCAUCACCGAAACUGCAGAGAUCGGAUUCUGUGAAAUAUUGCAAAUCGGCCAAUGGAAACGCGCAUCGGUCGAGCUCUCAUCCAAUGGGGCACUCGACACCGCCUCGAGCCUCGCGGCGCGUGCCAAGUUUAAAACUGAAGCGUCUGAACUUAUCGUCCAAGCAAGACUCAACAGCAGAAGCUACUAUGCCUUGUUUGUUGCAAAGUGGGGCCACCAAUCCUUCGAUUACGAUUACCCUCGACUCAGACAGUGAUUCCGUGUACAGUGACUACCUGAGCCCAGAGAUCAACUAUAAAAACGAUGUGCGUGUUCAGUUUAUCGGUGAUGACACGAGUCUGUACGGAACACCGAAAGAGGAACUAAUCCCCCCUUCACAAGAACCUAACAAUGUUACCGAAAUUAAACCUAGCCCCACGAGUUAUUUGAAGGAUCAAAUUUUAUACUUUUUUCAACCGUCUGAUAACAAACUAGCUAUGAAGUUAUUCGGAAAUAAGAAUGCACUUAUCAAAGAAAAAAUGCGACAUAAAAGAGUUGGAAAUUGGGUUAUACACCCGUGCAGUAAUUUCAGGUUUUAUUGGGAUUUAGUAAUGUUGGUGCUUCUAAUUGGCAAUUUAAUUAUUUUACCUGUAGCCAUUAGUUUUUUUAACGAUGAUCUCAGUACACAUUGGAUCGUGUUUAAUUGUAUAUCAGACACAGUUUUCUUCUUGGAUAUAAUUAUCAACUUUAGAACAGGUGUGAUAUUGAACGAUUUUGCAGAUGAAAUUAUUCUGGAUCCAAAAUUAAUCGCCAAGCAUUAUAUGAGGACUUGGUUUUUUCUCGAUCUAUUAAGUUCUAUUCCGAUGGAUUAUAUAUUUUUAAUGUGGGAUUCGGAGGCUGAUUUUAAUCAGUUGUUUCAUGCAGGUACGGGUGUGGGGGUGAGGAGAAGUUCCACUAAACCGUACUGGCAAGGAAGAGCCCUGCGUAUGAUACGACUGGUAAAACUUUUAAGUUUAUUAAGAUUGUUAAGAUUAUCCAGACUUGUGAGAUAUGUUCAACAGUGGGAAGAGUUUUUAGCAAUAGCCGGUAAAUUUAUGAGAAUCUUUAACUUAAUAUGUCUGAUGUUUCUACUGGGACAUUGGAAUGGUUGUCUUCAAUUCCUGAUACCGAUGCUACAAGACUUUCCUAAGGAUUGUUGGGUUUCUAUCGAAGAAUUACAGGCGCCAGUUUAUGGUCCAGAAAAAGGAAGAACUUAUAAACACAAGAAUUUGAAGGAUGCACAUUGGGCUGAACAGUAUACCUGGUCUUUAUUUAAGGCUCUAUCACAUAUGCUAUGCAUUGGUUACGGUCGUUUUCCACCUCAGAAUAUGUCUGAUACGUGGUUGACCAUAUUAAGUAUGUUGAGUGGGGCUACCUGCUAUGCCUUAUUUUUGGCUCACACAACAACUCUCAUACAAUCGUUUGAUACGUCUAGAAGAAUGUAUAAUGAAAAGUUCAAACAAGUGGAAGAAUAUAUGGUAUACAGAAAAUUACCGAGAAAUUUACGACAGCGUAUAACAGAUUAUUACGAACACAGAUAUCAGGGCAAGAUGUUCGAUGAAGAAACAAUACAUAGAGAACUUAACGAAUGUUUGAGACAGGAGGUCGUCAACCACAACUGUCGAGCUUUAGUAGCAUCUGUGCCAUUUUUUACUAACGCUGAUCCAGAGUUUGUGUCGGAGGUUGUUAGUAAACUAGAAUUUGAAGUUUAUCAAAAUGGUGAUUAUAUUAUAAAGGAGGGUACGAUUGGAACGAAGAUGUAUUUUAUACAAGAAGGAAUCGUUGAUAUUAUCACAUCAGACAAUGAAGUCGCUACAAGUCUUUCAGACGGUUCAUAUUUCGGCGAAAUCUGUCUUUUGACCAACGCCCGACGAGUUGCAAGUGUUCGGGCAGAAACAUACGUUAAUCUCUAUUCCCUGUCUGUUCAUCAUUUUAACGCGGUUUUAGAUCGAUAUCCGGUUAUGCGUAGAACGAUGGAAAGUGUUGCCGCGGAAAGGUUGACGAAAAUUGGUAAAAAUCCCAGCAUCGUCAGUAGCCGGGCUGAUCUGGAGGAGGACCAGAAGCUAGUGAAUGAAAUUGUUAUGGAGUCGACACCCAUACCAACCAGUGCUAGCGAGGAUGAUGAAAAGGAGAGUGAUGACAGUUCGGAGGGAAGCAAACCCAAGAAAAAAUUUAAAUUUGAUUUUGGAUCCAAGCUGCAUAAAAUAACAGAGGAGAAAAAGUCAAAAUCCCGGGAAAAUCUUCGUGACCGGGAUUUGAUCGAUUUUCACACGGAACAUAAAUACACAAGCCAUAUAUGGGGUAAACUUCCCAAGGUGCCUUCUGGGACCAACCUCUUCGGAUUGAAAGUUCCUCAUGUUCCGGAUAGAAAACGUUCUGGGAGUGUUGGGGAUGUUGGGGUACUAUCGGGUAAGAAUCAGGAAGAGGAGGACGACCAGGAAAGGUCGGAGAGUGAAAAACGGAGAGGCAGUUUUCUUGGCAGUAAAAUCUUAAAAGCAUUUGAACACUCCAAACCUAAACGUUUGAAAGAAGCCAAAACCCCGAGUCAGGAAGAUCCACCUACGAGCAUUGACAGUCAAAGCAGCUCCAUAGCAACUGUACAGUAUCUGGUCAUUCCCGAUGAUCCAGUUAAACCCUCCAAGGACCCUAGUGCUAAAACCCACUUUUCGAAAGAUGUUAAAAGAGGAGCAACUGCGCCCAAUUUGCAUCAUCGGCAUAGUUUGACAAAAGACUCUUUACCACAAAAUAAACGACGAAGUUCGUCUUUGACUUCAAGUUCUCCUAAAGACAAUGUCACAACCACACGCGCUGUUGUUACGGAUGUUCCUGUGAGUCUUAUAAAAGACGCACCCCUUAAAAAAGCAAUAGACGUUAAACCCGCCGCGAGACCCCUACAUAAACCCCCAUUAAGUAAAGAGCACCACACUCCUUCAAAGUCACCGCUAGCCAAGGAGCUCUCACAGCCCCUGCCAGCAGCAUCUGCAAAACCAGGAUUGUCUAUACUAAAAGACACGUCUACUCCAAAACAACUUUCAAAGGAAAGUUCUUCAGCUAAAGCAAUACAACCUAUUCUAAAAGACACAUCUCUUUCCGCGAAACCAGUUCACUCCAUAACAAAGGAUGCUUCAUCCAUUAAACCUAUUUUAAAAGACACCUCCCCAACAAAAUCAAUAUUAAAGGACAGUAAGCAAGUCACAUCGACGGAACCGACUUCAACCGUAACUUCAUCCCUUCUGGAUAGUUUGUCGGUGCCCAAAGCAACAAGCAGAAUAAGCCCCGAUCCGAAAGCUACAACGCCUAGAUUAAGUAGCGUGUCAGAAAAUGUCCCAAUGGCCAAAUUAGGGACCACACAAGUUUUGUCGACUGUCACAAAACCUGAAUCGGUUACUGCUGUGAAAUAUUCUGAUCCGCAUUCCUCUACCCUUGAUACCCCAACCCGUUUACACGCCACAGCACCACACUCGCCAUCAAUAUCCUCUUCUACGCCAUCCUCAUCGCCUGCUGUCAUUUCUGUGCAGGCAACAAAAAAAGACGAAGGGCCAAGAUUGAGCACGGGUAUUGAAGUUAAACCACCACUGGCAUCACCAGAGCUUUUGAAACACGAGAUGCAGCUGAAGGCAACAGAAUCCUCUGGUAAGCAGCCUGUCAUAGCUGAAUCUAAGUACCAUGAACACGAUUCUUUUUGUUAAUGUUUUUAUUAGGGACUAGUUUUUAUAUACACAUAUAGAAGAAAACAUUUUUAAUCGAGAAAAGUGUGGAGGUUGCGAGAGUACCGUUAACCGAGAAAGAUUGAGCUCGCCAAGUAUAAGGUGGGUAACCUGGUUGAGCUCAGUUUACAAGAAGUGUGACGGGAAGGGCGUUGGUAUGAUUUCGCUUAAAAUUAAACAUGCAAUCGAUACUGUAAAACCGGAAAUUAAUGCGUAAAAUGCAGCCUUUUGUUUGCUGCGUUGACUUACGCAUUUCUGUUUUGUAAUAUUACAAAUUGCGCCAUGGGUCUCAUAAAUUUCAAUAGCAAUUUAUGUAGACUUCCUUCAGAUCGCCAUUAUUUACGUCAUGCAUUAAUUUUGUGCUUUACAGUAUCAACACAAGCGUUAAUGUAUAUCACGAUGGAUUGCGCUAUACGUAAAGUGUCUGAAAUAUGAGACAUAUGAUGAAUUCCCUGAAGGAAUCAGAAAGUCUUUAAAUUUUAAAAUUUAAGCUAGAAGUUUUAUACACCAAUUCUUUUUUUUAAAAAAACAAGAUAUUGAUUCAAUAUAUAAAUGUUACACCUUCAUAAUAUAGGAUUAUCUCCCUUACUUAAAGAGGCAUUAUCACUCUUAAUGGCAAACACCAAAAAU